Molecule: messenger RNA, 2803 nt
Organism: Lacerta agilis (Sand lizard)
Lineage: Eukaryota; Metazoa; Chordata; Lepidosauria; Squamata; Lacertidae
Gene: FASTKD1
Product: FAST kinase domains 1
Exons: 15
Coding region: 1-2724 (907 amino acids)
Biological process (GO): mitochondrial RNA processing; regulation of mitochondrial mRNA stability
Cellular component (GO): mitochondrial matrix; ribonucleoprotein granule
Molecular function (GO): RNA binding
Source: RefSeq, a predicted model, not a curated record
AUGCCCUUAGGUUUUAGGCUUGCUUGCACUCUCUUUCCUCAAAACGCCCUGGGAUUCAAGUUUCCAGUCCUCUUGACGCCUCUCGCGCAGCAUCGCUGGCGCGCCGCGUCAUUGUACUUCGGCUGCACCGCUUUGCGAUCCAGGAAGCGCUUAAGGGUGGUAGACAAACGCAUGCCGCACACAUUGCCUCAUUCUGGACAUGUUUCGAAAAACAAAAAAAUCACAAAAAUGCUGUCUGUAAGACGUUUUUAUUUAUUUGCACUGAGAUGCCGCCAGUGUCAAACUUGGAGUAGUGAUCCCUUGUUAAGCCAGCUAAAUAACUGCAUAAAUGAAGAUCAAGUGUUUGACCUUGUUGGAAAGAACAAAACCAAACUUUCUGAGAAACAUGUGGGAAAGGCAAUUAAUAUACUUUGGGGUUUUCAAAAAAAGAAGCCUGAGCCUCUGAGGCUUACUGAUUAUGUAAAAAAUCACUCCCAGUUUCUUAUACUUCGCAUUUUAGCAGAAAACAAGAUUGAACAGAUGGAUAAUGAAGCAUUAGUGGAUAUUCUGUAUAGUUUACUCAGGUUUGGAAUUGAGGCUCAUGAUUCGCUGAUUGAAGAGCUUGUCAUAGAAUGCUGGAGAAGAUUAAAUGGACUCAGCAUGCCUCUGCUAUCUAAAUUUUCAAUGUGCCUACAUGACCAACAAAUGUACUAUAGUCCUCUCACUGGUGAUAUAGCUGAUAUUGUGAAUAGGAACUUGGAUUCCAUACAAGAUGGAAGGGUCUUGUCAAUUUUGAUGGUCGGCAUAUCUGGUGUUAUCUCACAGCAUUUUAGAGAUCGGUUAAUACAGAAGGCAGAGUUUCUUCUGGAAAACCCGGGAUCUGCCCCCUUGAAUAAUGCCAGGCGAUAUGUACAGUUUCUCCGGAAUGUCAGACUACCACAUCGACCAUUGCUGGACAAGUGUAACAAAGUUUUUCUUCAGAAUGUGAACAAGCUAGGUGUUGACGGUGUGGUUAUCAUCCUUGGACUUUACCAGGCUUUACAAUUCAACAACUUUGAGUUAAAAUUAGUUGCUAAACAGAAACUGAUGGAAGCAAUGGAUGACUGCAAUAAUCCUUCAAGGUUUCCUCGACUGUUUGUUGCCCUUGCACCCAUGGCAGGACCAGAGGUCAGAGAACGGUUAACUGAAACUGCUCUACUAAUGGCAGAUGAAUUUGACCAUCAGCAAACAUUAGCAGUGGCGGACAGUAUGCAAGAAACAGAGUUCAGACAGCCGCAACUGAUUCAAAAGAUUGUGUCUCUGCUUUACAAACAUAUGGAUCUCUACAAACCAGUAGAGUUGGCCAAAUUGACCUACGCCCUCCUCCUAUUUCAUUGCUCCAAUCCUGAUAUUUAUUCCAAAUUACAGAGAUUGCUCACCAGCUGUUUACACACUAAUGUCGUACCGACAGAUAUUUCCAUGCUCAUUCGUGUUAUUUCCUUGCUUCCUAAUUCCUACAUGGAUGAAUUCAUAGUCACUCGAAUGGAGGCUGUGAUGCCUCAGUGCAGCCUGAGUGAUUUGAGUUCCUUCGCCACAGCUGUUACGAAAUGGAUUCGACGCGAUCAGCCCCAUCAGCAAAGCCCUUCGGUGCAGUACGGAAAACUUUUGCAAAAAGUCAAUAACUGUGCACUUGAGAGACUACAGAAAGCCAGUGAUCUGGAUCUUCUGUUAGACGAACUGAAAUACAUACAUGGAGACUGGUUUGAUGAAAUGCUCCUUGAGGAAACCAUGGUUGCUCUUCAGCGCUUGGCGGACCAGAUUACAUGGACAAAUGUGACAGAGGUUUCAUCUUUUUUGGUCAGAACUUCCUAUCUCUGCGUUCCAUUACUUGAUAGAAUAGCUGCCUUUACCAUUCAGCAUAUAGAUAAGGUUCACAGUUCUGGGAUUUACUCUCUUCUCCUUCCCUUUACUACUCUAAAUUACGAUCCUCCCCAGAGUGAAAAGUUUUUUGAGGCUUGCCUUCAGCGCUUGAGCUCUUGCUUGGGUAGUUUUGAACCGCAUCUCCUUGUGCUGCUUGGUUUUGCUUUGGCUGUUGCUGAGUAUUUUCCAGAGAAUGUGAUAAAGGCUAUAUUUAACAUCGAAUUUCUGGCCAAACUAGAUGCCCAGCUUGAAACGCUACCAAGUUCCUUAAACCGGAAGGUCCGCUUACGGCUGAUGGAACUGAACCGAGCGGUCUGUCUGGAGUGCCCAGAGCUUCAAAUUCCGUGGUUUCAUGAGCGCUACUUUCAGCAUCUACAGCGAAAAGGCAGUGGUAGCCUUAGCGCGUUGCAACAGCAGAUUCACAGACUGCUGGGACAAAUUUUGGGAGGAAGCCACUUUGCCAUGGUGUCUGUUCUCACCCCAUACUACUAUGGAAUCGACUUUGAGUGUAUUCUUGACAAAAGCAAGAAGCCCCUUCCACAUACCGAACAGAUUGUUGUCAUGGCUGACUUGAAGGGAUUGCACUGGGAGCAAGAUGGCCUGUUGUUGGGAAGGAAAGGGCUGCCGCCCGGAGCUCAGAGAAUUGCAGUGGAUUUUCUGGAUUCAAAAGCCUUUUGUAAGAACUUGAAUCACCUGAAAGGAGAAGCUGCUAUGAAAAAGCGACAUUUGGAGAUUCUAGGAUACCACGUUGUUCAGAUCCCUCAUUUUGAAUGGAAUUCCAUGGAGCUGUCAUCAAAGGAGGCAUGGAUAGAGUAUCUAAAGAAUAAAAUAUAUGAAAAGGUUUGAUACGACCAUGUGAAGAAGACACACAAUCAUGAAGUUAUUUUAUAUAGACUAUGGAACAUUAAAUAUUUUCAGCCUGAUG